AUGACUGAAGGAGAAUUCUUGUUUCUAAAACUAAACCUGCAACCAGGAAAUACAAGAAUUGAAUUUUCUGACAUGCCUCAGAAUCUAAAUUGUUACCUCAAAGCUGGACGUAUGAGAGUGUCUAAAAAGCAAGAAAACGGACCUGUUGCGAAAAAUGCUAAACCUCCAGGAAAAGAAAAGACAAGUGCCAUUGCCAGUUUUUCAAAAACUCAGAACAUGGGUGUCUUGCUAGCAGAAGUGCUGAGCAAAAUGAGCCACAAAAUUCAUGCAGCAGCAUUGCAGGUGGCUCACCAAAAGCCACACCCUGCCUUGGAGAAGUUCAUACUGCCUAAAAGAAUUUACAUUAUUCAACAACCACGGAAAUGUUAA
Molecule: messenger RNA, 369 nt
Organism: Pelecanus crispus (Dalmatian pelican)
Lineage: Eukaryota; Metazoa; Chordata; Aves; Pelecaniformes; Pelecanidae
Source: RefSeq, a predicted model, not a curated record